AGAUAAAUUUCAUAUGUGUGGUUAAGGGGAGCAUAAUACAUUGCAUUUAACGUACUUCAUAUGUAAAAAGGAUUACAGCAACUAUACUUGACGAAAUUUUGACAAACGGUGUCUUUAACAGACUGUUGCUGCUUGUUGAAUCUCAAGAAUGGAAUAUUUCCGGCAGUCAUUGUCGAACUUGAAUAUUGUACCACUUGCAGUUGGUGUUGUGGUGCUCGUUACCGCAUCUGUUCCCCUAGCUGUACAGUCACAAGGUAUAUAUGUUAUGAACAUCACCUGUCCAGCCGGCUGGCAGUUAGCAUUAAACAACUGUUAUCUGUUUAAUGUCAAGGACCAGCUGAGUUGGAGUGAAGCAAGAACAGAAUGUGCAUUACUGAACUCAGAUUUGAUGAUCAUAGGCUCUCAGCAGGAAAAGGAGUGGAUCAAUGUUCAGACGGAAGAAUAUAAGACGGACGGAUGGUGGAUUGGUCUUGCUUACACAAGUAGCUGGAAAUGGGUACAAUAUGGAGGCGACACCACGCUCAUCAAGUGGAGAAACGAGCCAGAUAACUAUGACGAACAAGAUUGUUGUGCUAUAAAUCCAUAUGGACUAUUCAGUGACGAGUACUGCAAAAGCAAGCUUGGGUUUAUUUGCUCGUAUUCAAUUCAACGAGGACAGUUUUGUCCGUCUCCUGGUGAUAACUCACGAUGGCUGAUGACCGACACCACAUGCUUCUAUAUAUCGUCUCUACUCAACACCUCCCAACAUCUGACAUGGAGUGACGCCAACACGUACUGCACCAACCUCUCUCCGAAAUCAAAGCUGAUGACCGUCACUUCCAUAGAUGAUAUGAGAAGUCUUAAGUCCCUAUUGAGUACUUAUGAUGCUCCCGGCGUGCUGUUGCCAUGGUGGACAGGGCUUAAUGACCAGGCCAAAGAGGGAACUUAUGUAUGGGGAUUGAAUGGACCCAUAGCAAAUGGAACAAUUUUACAAUGGGAUGUAGCUCCGAGCAGCGACAGGAGCCAGAGAAGAAACUGCGGCGUAAUGUAUCAGGGUGGAUCCAUUGAUGACGUCACAUGUGACAAACGAAGUCACUACGUAUGUGAAAUGACUGCGUUUCAAGGUCAUCUUAACCUUGGUUGUGGGUCCUGGCUACGGGGCGGGAAGUCUUGCUAUUUGUUAGGUAAAGGUAAAGGUUACACAUGGAACCAGGCAAAAGAUCAGUGUGCACGUGCAAAUGCUCAUCUAGUAAAAGUGGAUGGACUUGAUGAAAAGGGCUGGCUUGAGGACUUAGAUUUAGGCCCAACAGGAUAUUGGACAGGCCUUACUAGAGCUCACAACACAUAUGGAUGGGCAUGGCAAGACCAUUCUGCCGCUACACCAGCCUAUAUUAAGUGGAGCACGGAACCAAAUAACAGUGGCGGUAAAGAGGAUUGUGUAGAGAUACACAAAGACGGUCUCUACAAUGACAGGCAGUGUGACGCUAAAGCCGGCUAUAUUUGUGAAUAUAAACUGGUAUACGGCAAAACAUGUUUACCAGGAUGGAGUCCGUGUCCUCAGACGCAGUCUUGUUACUACUUUAGUCCGCCAAAUAAUAGUUUUGCGGUCACAUGGUACGAAGCAAAGCAGACGUGCAUGGACCUUUUGGCGGGAAACAGUAUAAGUGCAUAUAGGCUUGCAGUAAAUGACAAAAACGAACAAACAUGUGUGAACUCGUUGUUGCAGUCACAACCAGAUGGCGCUCCAGGAUACUGGACAGACCUGAGUGACCUACAGGUGAAAGGAAUCUGGCGGUAUACAGAGGCCUUCAAUAACGAGCCAAAUUACGAUGUAAUAACAUGGGCAAAAGAACCGAACAACGUGAAUAAUACCGAGAAUUGCGCAGUGAUUUACAAUCAUGGAAACUAUAAUGAUAUGAAUUGUGAAGCUAAGGCAUUUUACAUUUGUGAAAGAAGUGCAGACAACGUUUCCGGCUCGUCCACCCUUUAUUCUUUGAGUUUGACGAAUCUGGUGUCGCUUUUGUUAACAUACCAUUUUUUGUGACAUGUAUAUAUUUAUUCGUGCAAUUUUACAACCGAACGAAAGAUGCAGUGAUAUUCGUACAUCGUGACAUUUUGACUUAUAUAACUUUUUUUUUGCCGAUCAUAUAACUACAAGAAAAUUUGUUUGUUUGAUAUUCAUGUGAAAUUAAUAUAUGGCCAUAUAAAGAUAUUUCAUAUAUCAUAUUUUCAUAUUUUAUAUUUUGUAUAUCGAGACAUGAAAUCAGGAUAUACACAGUUGAAAGGCGAUGGGGCCCUAUAUUAGCCGUAGCUCUUGACGCAUGUGUUCGUACAAUUCUCUAUCGGCGUCUUCUUGUAAUGUACCUUUGUUUUCAUUAUAUAUUAAACAAAAAAAUAAUUGCUUA
Molecule: messenger RNA, 2384 nt
Organism: Mercenaria mercenaria
Lineage: Eukaryota; Metazoa; Mollusca; Bivalvia; Venerida; Veneridae
Product: macrophage mannose receptor 1-like
Exons: 14
Coding region: 149-2023 (624 amino acids)
Source: RefSeq, a predicted model, not a curated record